AUGAUUCCAGUUUGUGUUCAAGACGAUUCUGCUUCUACAAUCUUAACUAUGUUUGAUCGGGAAGCACAUGGGCUCUUGGGAAUUUCAGCCAGAGAUUUAGCAGAAAAACAUACUAGGCUUGGAUUCAGUUUGGGCAUAUAUCCUCCUGAACUCAAUUUUUUGAAAAACAAGCAUUUAGCUUUUAAAGUCAGUGUCACAAAAUACAAUGUGAGAUUUCAAAAUAAUGUCUACACAAUCUCAAGGGUAACGGAGGAAAAGCAAAUAAUCGAGAGUUUGGAGAGAAAGCUACUUCAGUUGCAGGAUUGGGUUUUACAUUCGGAUGAAAAUGUUACACCGUCUACCGGAAAUAUUUUGACACCAACAAGUUUUGAAAAUGUAAAAAGUACUCCGAUGAAUUUAACACGCAAGUUUGAAGAAGUGUAUGAUGUGGAACAGUAUUCGAAUUCGUCAUCAACAAAAGCACCACGUCUUUCAACUGGAACUGGAGAGGGUAUCAAGCUUUUGAUACCAAAAGUUGAAAAAUAA
Molecule: messenger RNA, 525 nt
Organism: Lactuca saligna
Lineage: Eukaryota; Viridiplantae; Streptophyta; Magnoliopsida; Asterales; Asteraceae
Source: the annotation of a GenBank genome assembly